GCUAUACGAUAUUCCGUGGGGAACCGGUGAAGCGGUGGGGAAAACAACUUUUUGAAGUUUUUAGUGUACGCGACCUUGGUGAUUAUACUUAUCGUAUAUUUUAUUGUCAACAUUUCUUUCGUAUCAGAUUCGUCUGUUGUCCGAUAUUCUGUGUUUUAUCUUAGUGAAAUAUGGCUGCAGGCGGUCUUCUAAAAUCUACAAAAAUAACUUUGUGCUCUCUCCAAUCUGCCAAAGCAGCAGUGUCACAAUGCCGAGCCUUCACCACGCAGCUGACGGAGCAGCAGCAGGAGAUCCAGACACUAGCCCGCAACUUCUCGAAGGAGCAGCUCAAACCGCAGGCCUCCCAGCUUGACAUUCAAGCCAGGUUUCCCUUUGAUCCUAUAAAAAAGCUAACAAAGCUAGGCCUCAUGGGGGCCUGCGUUGACCCCGAGUACGGAGGCCUAGGGCUCGACUACCUGUCGCUCGCGAUCGCAGUGGAAGAGCUGUCCCGCGGCUGCGCUAGCACGGGCAUGAUACUGUCCAUACAUAACUUCCUUUAUGCUAACUUGGUUAAUGAGAGAGGAACGGAGGAACAGAAGGAAAUGUUUUUGAAGGAUUAUACGGCGGGCAGUAUUGGGUGCUUCGCGCUUAGUGAGCCAGGUGCUGGCAGCGACGUAGCAAACAUCGGAACCACAGCGCGAAGGGAUGGCGACUUCUGGAUCCUGAACGGCAAGAAGAGUUGGGUCACCUCCGCCAUAGAAGGACAGGCUACGGCUGUCUUUGCUACCUUUGACCCUGAGCUGAGACACAAGGGACUGGCAUGUUUCCUGGUGCCAAUGGACGCGGAGGGUGUAUUCAGGGGCAACAAGGAACCCCUUAUGAGCGUCAGCUUGUGCCACAGGGCGGCGACCGCGUGCGACCUCACGCUGCAGGACGUGCGUCUCCCGGCCUCCAGUCUGCUGGGGGCGGCGGGGGAGGGGUUCAAGAUCGCCAUGGCGCAGCUGGACCAAGCUAGGAUCGGCAUCGCGGCGCAUGCUGUGGGUAUCGCACAAGCGGCUCUAGACACGGCAAUGAACUACGCUAAGGAAAGAGUGGCGUUCGGCAAAAACCUGACGAGACUUCCUUCAGUGAAGGAUCGUCUCUCAGAUAUGUGCAUUCUAGUCGAAUCCGCCCGUUUGUUGACGUACCGUGCCGCGACGGACGUCAGUACAAAGAACAGCUCUAUGGCGAAGUAUGUAGCUGGUCGCAACGCAGUGACUGUCGCCGAUCACUGCGUACAGAUCCUAGGCGGUAGAGGGUUAUCUACGAAUUAUGAUGCGGAGAGACACUACAGGGAUGCGCGCGGCACGCAGAUCUACGGCGGCGUCACGGAUAUCCAGAAACGACUGAUCGGACAUUUCUUGCUCAAGGAACAUGACGCGCUUUGAUACUGUUAGUACCUAACUCCAAAUCGAUCCAACUAUUAAUUCUUUACAAUUAUGAAUGAAAGGUGGCGUACGCUCAGCGGGAGUGCAGAUACAGUGUUUAGUAUGAUUUUUUACUCAUACGUUAGUACAUAACCUAAACAACUUCAAGAUAUUUUGCAUUUAUUAACUACCUAUACAAAAGCCUUGAGACAGUAAGUAAUUUAAGUUAAAAUCUAACCCCGUUAUUCAUAAACGUACUCUAAAAUUAUCAAGCCGAUAAAGUUCGUUUGUCCCUUUCUAACGUAUUGGUGUGAUAGAAUAGGACAAACGAACUUUAUCGGCUUGAUAACUUUAGAGUACGUUUAUGAAUAACGGGGUAAGAAUUUUUAAAUGAAUUAUUCUAAUUUCAAAUGCGUUCUAUAAGCAAUCCAUAGAUUUAAGUGUCUGAUUUUCUUCCAUUCAUUAUUUUAAGUGUAAGUAUUGCUUUACUCUAAGCUAGUCGCAAAAGUUACAUAUCAAUAACAUUACUUACCUACAUAUGUAUAUUUGUUAAUUAUAUUUUUUAAAGUCUCAAAAUUGUUUUGCACUUGUUAAAAAAUGAACUUAUUAAAACGUACUUAUUCUAGUUGACAUUCCAAAAAUUAUGGUUUAAAAGUUUGGUUAAAAGGGUUUAUUAAUUGUGCAGGGUUUAUUAUUUUGAGAUAAAAUAUGUCUUCCAAGUCAUUUUUGGCUUCGCGUGUAAUUGUAGAUAUAAUAAUGCAUAGACUGUUCCUUCUUUUAUAAAAAGUUGGUUAAUUCUUUGUAAGUAAAUAAGCAAAAAUAUUGUAAAAUAUCCAGACAAUAAUGUAUAAGAGUAAAUAACUUUACAAGCACCUGUAUUCGAAAAUGUUAUUAAAAUGAAUAUACCUAUACCUAUUUUUUUUU
Messenger RNA from Leguminivora glycinivorella, 2309 nucleotides. Its product is annotated as short-chain specific acyl-CoA dehydrogenase, mitochondrial-like. The record is from RefSeq and is a predicted model, not a curated record. Gene Ontology annotation, molecular function: flavin adenine dinucleotide binding. Gene Ontology annotation, cellular component: mitochondrion. Lineage: Eukaryota; Metazoa; Arthropoda; Insecta; Lepidoptera; Tortricidae. The transcript is spliced from 9 exons. Bases 171 to 1406 code for a protein of 411 amino acids. Gene Ontology annotation, biological process: fatty acid beta-oxidation using acyl-CoA dehydrogenase; butyrate catabolic process.